This is a messenger RNA of Dendrobium catenatum, 1416 nucleotides long. RefSeq lists its product as uncharacterized. NCBI's taxonomy places the organism in Eukaryota, Viridiplantae, Streptophyta, Magnoliopsida, Asparagales, Orchidaceae. Gene Ontology annotation, molecular function: protein binding. Bases 82 to 1197 code for a protein of 371 amino acids. The transcript has a single exon. The record is from RefSeq and is a predicted model, not a curated record.
UUGCGACUACGCCCGCCGACUAUUCUCAUUCCCCGCGCCUAAUCCACCAUAAAACCCCGUUUCCAUACCCGUUCCGCACCAAUGGAUUUGCUGAAGAAGAAAAGGAGCGAUUUUGACCAAGAAGAGGAGGUCGUCGCCGGCGACAUCUCCGUCCUCGGUGAAGAUGUCCUCCAUGAGAUUCUUCUACGCCUCCCACCUUCUUCUCUUCUCAGCUCCAUGUCCGUAUGCAAGUCCUGGCUGCGCGUGCACUCUUCGCCUCUCUUCCACCGUCAUUACAGAUCUCGCCGCGCUUCUUCCUUAUUCGGUUUCUUCGUCAACUUCCCAUGCGAAAACCCCUUCUUUCUCCCCGCUUCGUCCUCCUCCACCGCUCUAUCCGAGCUUGGCUCCGUCCAGAUCCUCGACUCCCGCGCCGGAUGGCUUCUCCUUCGCGAUCUCGUCACUUCCUCCCUCCGCCUCUUUCACCCCUUCUUCAACAAAACCCUAGCCGUAGUUCAACCCUCGCUUGAAAACCCUACCACCGUUUACAACGCCCUUCUUCCCGAUCCAUACUCAUUCAAUCCUGUUCGCCGAUUUCGAAUCCUCCGUGUUUUGACGAAACCCUCGUCCCGUCCCAUGAUUGAGAUUUUCUCGUCGGAAUCCCCCGGUGAAUGGAAAAAGAUCCAAUCUUUAUGCAAUAUUCGUAUUCGGCGCUGCUGCUUGGAGGUACAUCCCGUUUUGGUGAACGGAUAUGUUCAUUGGCUGAAAGGCGAUUGUCAAAUUCUUGCUUUGGAUGAAGUAAACUACGAAUUUUCGAUUCUAGGGCUUCCGAGGGAGCUUCCUCUUUAUAUUAUUAAUCGUUGGUUGGGCAAAUUCAAUGAUCGGCUCUGCUACUCUUACUUGGAGGAAUCUGUAUUGUAUGUGUGGGUUCUUGUUGAUCGAUUUCACUGUGAAUGGCAUUUGGAAUGUCAAAUUAAGAUGGGGAGAUUUCAAGAGUUAGGUCAGCCCAACCAGGCCAAGCUUCUUGCUUUUGGUGUUGGAGGGAGUUCAAAUGUUGCAUUUCUUGGUUUGAUGGGGAAGAUCUUCUCGCUUGAUUUGGGGAGUGGAGAAUUGAGAGAGGUUGGUAAUGCUGGUUUUGAGGUCGAUCAUGUCUUCCCUUACAAUUUUGUGGAAGCUGAUUGGUCCGUUUCUUCCAUUAUUGACUGUGAGGCACUGCUGUGAGUUUUCUGCAGUGCAAAUCUUUACUCUUUUCUUUUUACAUCUUAGUUAUAGUGUCAUUGUAUUGUUCUUUUGUUAUUUCCAAUAUGCUGAAAGAGGGAAACUUGUAUUUAUGUGUAGCAUAUUGUAGCAUAAACUUGCUUUAUAUUAAACAAAGCAGGGAUAUUCUUUUUUUGUCGGAUGAAAUUUCUGACUGGCAAUUUUUUCCUCAAGUUUUUGUUA